AUGAAGAUCCUAUUAAACUCCACUCAGGUGUCUUAUUUUAUUCUCGGAGCGUACGUGGACACCGGCCUCUUCAGAUACCCCUUCUUCCUGAUCGUGCUGUGUUUAUAUGUGAUGAUCAUUGUUUCUAACGUGCUGCUGAUUGCAGUUAUCUGUAUGAACAGAAGUCUACAUGAACCCAUGUACCUGGUUCUGUGCAGCCUGUUUGUGAACGAACUGUACGGCAGCAUGGGCAUGUAUCCAUUUCUGAUGUUGAACAUACUCUCCAACGUCCACAUCGUCUCUGCCAGCUUCUGCCUCCUGCAGGUGUUCUGCCUCUACUCCUAUGGUGGUGUGGAGUUUUUCACCUUAGCCAUGAUGUCAUACGACCGUUACCUUGCCAUCUGUCACCCUCUGCAGUACAACACGCGCCUAACAGCCACUAAGAUCCCAUGGCUCAUUGCUUUGACUUGGCUGUAUCCGUUGUUAAACAACAUCUUCUACGUGUACUGCAGGACCGCUCCUCUGCAGCUGUGUGGGAACAUCAUCAACAAAGUCUACUGUGACAACUACUCCAUCAUCAGGCUGUCGUGCUUUGACACGAGCGUGCACAACAUCAUCGGCCUGGUGCACAUAUUCACCAUCAUCUUCUGCCUCAUUAUGCUGAUCCUGUACACGUACAUGAGGAUUUUAAGAGUCUGUGUGAUGGGCUCCAAACAAGCGAGGCAGAAAGCACUCAGCACGUGCGUGCCUCACCUGAUCUCGCUGUUUAACUUCGCCACCGGGGCGUUCUUCGAGAUCAUUCAGAGCAGGUUCAACAUGAGUCACAUACCCAACAUUGCACGCAUCGCCCUGUCACUGUACUGGCUCACGUGUCAGCCACUCAUCAACCCGCUACUGUACGGACUGCAAAUGUCCAAGAUACGCAUUGUUUACAAGAACCUGGUAUUUAGGAGAAAAGUGUGAGUGAACAACAAACGGACCAAACGGUCAAAGCAGAACAGACAAAGUGAAACUGCUUUCAGAGCUGCACUGUGGUCUGGACGGGGACUGGCUGUAUGUAAAUGCAAAAUAUUACUAGAACUUGAGUGCGCAAGCGUCUUGCCUCCAAAAUGAACAGCUUGAGACAAAGAGUAACUUAUAGUAACACAAGUGCGUGCUUUUAUUCUUGUUCUGCUUUUUGUCUAGUGUUUAAUGUUUUAAAUGUUCACAUUUAAACUGUUCAGAAAAAGCAGG
This is a messenger RNA of Solea solea (common sole), 1212 nucleotides long. RefSeq names its product olfactory receptor 5P6-like. The record is from RefSeq and is a predicted model, not a curated record. The transcript has a single exon. Gene Ontology annotation, cellular component: membrane. Gene Ontology annotation, biological process: G protein-coupled receptor signaling pathway. Lineage: Eukaryota; Metazoa; Chordata; Actinopteri; Pleuronectiformes; Soleidae. Bases 1 to 942 code for a protein of 313 amino acids. Gene Ontology annotation, molecular function: G protein-coupled receptor activity; olfactory receptor activity.